Molecule: messenger RNA, 1093 nt
Organism: Vigna unguiculata (cowpea)
Lineage: Eukaryota; Viridiplantae; Streptophyta; Magnoliopsida; Fabales; Fabaceae
Source: RefSeq, a predicted model, not a curated record
UCACCAUAUUUAGUUCAUUUAGAAUGGUAAAAAUCUUGCACCUUUAUCACUUAUUCUAACCAUUCCUUUCUUCAUUCUCAUUUCUCUGAAAACAGAACCAAAUUGGCCUUUCUUUCCUUUCACACAUUUUCUCAGUAGCUUCACAAACAAAAUGUCUGGUGGUGUUGGUCCAACCGGUUCUGACAUUAGAUUACCAAGAGAGGAACAAGUUGAUCACAAAGAAGAACAUGGACUUCACAAAACCAUCACCACACCAAGAAAACCAAGUUUCCCGUCUUUCCGCCAUCUCAAUUGCUUGGCCGUGGUCAUUGUGCUGUCUGCAAGUGGCAUGAUUUGUCCUCAAGACUUUGCUUUUGUAGCAUUCUCCAUAGUCUACGUGUUGCUCCUGUCAAAAGUGGCUUUUCCAUCUCUUCACCCAUCAAAAGACACCCCAGUUUUCAACCCACAAAACAAAAUGUUUGCCCUUUAUAUAUUUGUAGCGGCCAUCAUUGGACUUUUUGCCCCAAUUGCCUAUAUCUUAGACGGAAUAUUUGAGGGUGACAAAGAAGGGAUCAAGGCAGCAGCACCCCAUGUUUUUCUCUUGGCCAGCCAAGUUUUCAUGGAAGGGGUGACAUACUAUGGCGGGUUCUCAAUUCCGAUUAGGGCUUUUGUGCCUAUCUUCUACAAUUCAAGGCGGAUUUUCACGAUUGUGGAUUGGCUGAGGAGUGAGAUCAACAAGGUUAACGAAGAACACAGUGGGUCUGCAAGGAGAAUCUAUGUGGGGAGAGUGCUUGCUGUGGCUAACAUGGCCUUCUGGUGUUACAAUUUGUUUGGAUUUCUGUUGCCUGUUUAUCUUCCUAGGGUUUUCAAGUUGUAUUACUCUCCUCCUAAAGACAAGGACUGAUCAAGGACAACACAACAAGGAUGUUUGCAUUUGUUUGUUAAUGUUUAUUAUGUAAUUUUAGUUUCUUCAACCUUAAUUUCCUGUUGCUUAGUUUGUCAUAGUAUUUCCUUAAUGAAUGUACUUGUACAUAACAAGUGUUGUUGUUUUUACUUCAUAAACCAAACACUGAUGAUAAGUGACUGCUGUUAAAUAAAUGUUAUAAGUCUUUUG